AGGCAGUUUCAAGGGGACCCAAACUGGGCGUUUCUUAGACGCUACCUCAACAAAAAGUUAUGCUUUUGAGGAAGUUUUUACAAACGGCGGUCAUUACACAACAACUCCAGGAGUGCAGAGCGACAUUAACAUAAACAACUCGGUGAAGAAGUUAUAAACACGGUGUCGGGUUAUGGUGCAGCGGUGUUUGUUGCAGGCUGGUGUGGCUGGAACAGCCCUGGCUUAAGUUAACGCUAGUUUCGCAUAAUGUGCGUGUCGGUUUUAUUUUUAUCUUUAAACAGUUUGAGCUCAUAUGAAAGCAAAAUAUACAGCAUUUCCAAGGUAAAUGGCCUACUAUGUCUUUACGUGGUAUCUAAGAAUAGCAUAUUUGACUAAAAUAACUCCGGAGUUGCUAGCUUGCUAGCAAGCAGCGUAGCUCAGUUUUGAGUAACUUUGUUGCAGGCUACUUUAAGGGACCAUCGUCAAACUUGUAGACGCAUUGAGAGGGUGUGUUGUGCGCGUUCAUUCCCUCACUGCGCCACUUUAAGUGAAAUGGGAAGCCUUGAAACCUCCAUGUUUGUAUCUUGAAAUUGUGAGCGGAGUUGAGCACCAUAUUGAAUCAAAGUUGCCAUCUCCUUGACAAAUGUUUUACAACUUUGAGUCUUCAAACGUUAGCGGCUUUCCGAGCGGAAAACAGCAACCGAAGUGAAAUGGACGCGCUGUAGGCGACUUGUUGCGAUGUUUUCCGGGGCGCUUCAGCUUCGUUUUCGUACAUGUUAAGUUGGUUUAAUGCAGCACCGAGUCAGCGAACAAUUUCCAACUUUUAAGUGUGAGGUCAGCACUCUGGACCAGACCUGGAUGUGAUGGACAAUCCGUCCUCAGUAAUCACCCAAGUCAGCCGGGAUGAAGAGGGAACUAAGUCCGCAGGAGAGAGGGCUUCUUCACCCUCGGUGUCCUCCAAGAAGCCCAGGAGCAGAGGCCUCUUCUCCAGCCUUUUGUGCUGCCUGUGUCGGGACCAGCCGGAGCCCCCGCCUGUCAACAACAACGCCCCUCUGCUGGUCGAGGAGAACGGGACCGUCUCCAAGAUCCAGGUGAAGCCACUGCUGCCUCCAGUGAAGUCAAAAGACUCUGGAAAGAUCUGUGUGGUUAUAGAUCUGGACGAGACGUUGGUUCACAGCUCAUUUAAGCCGGUGAACAAUGCAGAUUUCAUCAUUCCUGUGGAAAUAGAUGGAACAGUACACCAGGUGUAUGUCCUGAAGCGGCCCCAUGUCGAUGAGUUCCUGAAGAGAAUGGGCGAGCUGUUUGAGUGUGUCCUGUUCACUGCCAGUUUAGCCAAGUAUGCGGAUCCCGUCUCCGACCUCCUGGACAAGUGGGGCGCGUUCCGCUGCCGCCUUUUCCGGGAGUCCUGCGUCUUCCACCGAGGUAAUUAUGUCAAGGAUCUGAGUCGCCUGGGUCGCGACCUGAACAAGGUGAUCAUCGUGGACAACUCCCCCGCCUCCUAUGUCUUCCACCCCGACAACGCGGUGCCUGUGGCCUCGUGGUUCGACGACAUGUCCGACACCGAGCUGCUGGACCUCAUCCCCUUUUUCGAGAGGCUGAGCAAAGUGGACAACGUCUACACAGUCCUCAAGCACCAGUCGACCGCAAGCUAACAGUGUUCGACUUCUCAUCUCAGCUCCGAACAAAAACGGCGUACAAACCAGAAAAAUGCACACACCAGCGAGGCUCCUGCACCAGCUCCAACUUAUCACUGCUCGCCACAACACAGACUGCUCCAUGGCUGCCAGAGCCCUCACUCUCCCAAGAUCAUGUUUGGGAGUCUUCACUGACUUUGACGGCGUCAUCACUGCCACCUCCUGGUCAAACAGAGAACUGCCUGAAACUUGCCUUGUAACUUUUUCCCCUUAUCAGCACACCGUGAACCAGCUGAUGUGAGUGAACGGAUGGAUGGGUGAAUGUUUAAGGACAUUUCUGUGGUGUCAAUGAACUUGCGGUAGAGUUGUCAAAGCAGAUGUCUGUAGCCACGAAUCCUCUGGACGCGGACCUGGUACUGGACAUAGACUUCUCUCAUGGAUACAGCAGUCUGAACAGAUGCAGGAUUUGAUAAUCAGGAAUCGAAGUGGAAAGGAAUUUUUGGAAACGUGCAAAUAAACUUGAUCAGUCUUGUUUGUUGACGGAGCAGAUGGUGUAUACGUACUGUAUAUGUCUUUGGAAUAGCAUUAUCUUUGUCACACACCCUAAUUACGUCAGUUGUCACACUAUGUGUCUGCAGUCAAAAGCAUGUGAUGCUCGGGUGUCAUUUUGGAGUUUUUAGAGUGACGUGAUCAAGUCUUUUUAAAUAAUCGUGACAGUGUUAAGGAUGAAUCUGAUCAAAAGUUUAUUAAACCCUGGUGUGGGUUUGUGAUGUCAAGUAUAGUCGACAGUGUAUAGUAGAGUCCUCCCUUUCAGUGCAGCGUAGAAACUCAUUUUAGUACAGUUUGUGUACUAAACCCAUCCUAAAAAACUGGAUAAUUAUUGGGAAUUUACUACUGUUAUCCAUGGAAACCACUAUAGUCCGUUUAUAAAACAAUUUAUAUUUUUUUCUUCAGCGAAAAUGGUUAUGUACCAAAAACACAAGCCAAGUCCUGUUAGCAAAACUGUCAGCACUGGAACAAGUGAUGACUGCAGUGUUUUUUCCCAAAAAACCUGACACUAAUAUGAAUAUCAAUCCAUCUGCAACAUGACCGUGAAAGAGCAGCUGCUAUGUUUAUCAGACAAGGAUUUCCAAUGGUGGCUUGAAUGCAACGUAAUGCCACCCGUGAGUCAAUGAAAUGUCAUGAACAGUUGAGUCCGGAGAUGAGAGGACCAGGAUCGGCUUUUAAAACCGGUCUUUGUUAAUUUUGCACCCAAACGGGUAUCUGAUUUGUUCGGUUCCUUGUUUUUAAGCCACACACAAAACUUGAAUCUCUCACAGCAUUUACAGACUGUAUUUACAUGGUUGUAUGAUUUUAAAAAAAAAAAAAGAAAAAUUACGAGCUUGGCUUGUCAGUUUGGUUCUCAUGAGCUUCUUUUUUUCCUAAGCGGUA
Scatophagus argus is the source of this 3044-nucleotide messenger RNA. Its product is annotated as carboxy-terminal domain RNA polymerase II polypeptide A small phosphatase 1-like. Lineage: Eukaryota; Metazoa; Chordata; Actinopteri; Scatophagidae. The transcript has 7 exons. Bases 843 to 1631 code for a protein of 262 amino acids. Gene Ontology annotation, molecular function: RNA polymerase II CTD heptapeptide repeat phosphatase activity. The record is from RefSeq and is a predicted model, not a curated record.